GAAACUCAACGUUUUCAAACCAAGGCGGUUAAAGCAAUAGCAAUGAAACUCUUGGAUUCUAGGGUUUUGGGAGAAGAAGAAACAGACUAGGGUGCCAAAUUUUGUGUGGUGACGAUGGAGGAAAGGCAAAUUGAAACGCCCAAACCAUCGAAGCAGUGCUUCUCUUUCCCUCCUCCCCGUAGAAGACAACUCAACAGCGCUACUUACCGUACUUUAGUUCGAAUCCUAUCCCAUUGCUACGACGAGUUGUCCCAGCAAUCUCUUGCAGCUCCAAAUUUACGUCACGAGCUAAUUACAGACAGUGGCAGCAAUGAAUCAGGGAAAAGAGAUGUAAAGGAAGAAUCGGAGCAUGUUGAAUUAGUUGUUACUGACAAUAUGGAGCUUGGGAUUCAGGCAUCUCAUGGAGCCACAGAGCUUGAUUUGAGGUUUGAUGACACUGUUUCCCAAUAUGGAAUGACUGGCAGCACACAAACGGCUAUAGAUCAUAUAGAGCAUAUGAUGAAUAAAGAAGAAAAUGAGGAUGUGUUAAAUCGAAUCAACGCAACGGUCAAAGAGAGCACUUUUGGGAUUGGUUUAGAAGAUCUGGGAUUCAGUCGUGAACAAAUUCUGAUACAUGAGUUAGAGCAUAUUGCUAAAGGAAAUGAUGACCUUGUCCACGAAAACUCUUUGAAGCCAUCAACCGCCCUUCUGGAUCAAAAUGAAAGUGACAUCGAUGAAGUUAAAAUGUUGAAUAAUCAAGAAGAACAUAUUGAUUUCCAACGAAAUGUUAUCACAAAGUCUGAAAAUGCUAGUCAAAAUAUUUGUGGCAGCUUUGAUUCACAUUUAGGUAGCACUUUGGCUGCUGAAAGUUCAAAUCCAAGGGCCAGUUAUGAGGUGAAGACUAAGUUGUUGGACAACACACUUCCUAUUACCCAACAGAAUGAUAGGGAAAUGGAGAACACUGUUUCUGAAGGUGGUUCAGAUAAAUAUCCAAGUCUGAAUGCCGAAGUUGGGGAGAUUGAGGAAGGAGAACACCAUAAUCAUGAGGCCUCUGAAACCAUCGACAUGUCAUUAGAUAAGAACAUAUUUGCUGAAGCUUCAAAAUGUAGUAAUAAUCACGACCCCCAGAGCUUUUCACCAGAAGCUAAUGCCAUGAUAAUAGAGCAUGAAAUGCUGACUAAGGAUGAGGAACCAAAGACAUCCGAUUGUAAAAGUGAUGCUGCAGAUUCUGCCAAUUAUAUGACUGAAGAUGAAGAUAUCGAAGAGGGAGAAAUUUCUGUUGACUGUGGGGUGGAUGCCAACUCGAUGGAUAUGGUGUUGCAAAAUGCAGAGGUGUUGGAGGAUAAGAAGGUAUAUGAACAGCACACAUCUAGAGGCCUUGUUGAUUAUAAAGAACUGCAUUCUAUUGCAGCAAAUGAAAAAGAUUUUCCAUCAGCUUGCUUUCUUUUGGACACAGUCAAUAACACCAGUAAGGGAGUAGAACCCAGGGAAAGUAAUAGUAAUAAAAUGGUUAAUAUGCAGAAGGAUGCUGAACUCCAAAAUAAGAAAAAGCGGGGGCCUCCUUCAAAGGAAAAGAAAGCAAAGAAAAAAAAAAGGGAUCGAAAGAAGAGAGCAGACAAGAACAGACAACUUGGUGUUAAAAGGUUGAAACUGGUUCCAAUGUCAAAACCAAAAACACCAACAUUCUGCCGCCAUUUUCUCAAGGGGAGAUGUCAAGAGGGUGACAAGUGCAAAUUUUCACAUGAUACCAUACCUUUGACAAAAUCCAAGCCCUGCUGUCAUUUUGCUCGUCACUCAUGCAUGAAGGGGGAUGACUGUCCAUUUGAUCAUCAACUCUCUAAGUAUCCCUGUAGUAACUUUGCAUCCAUGGGUUCCUGCAACAGAGGUGAUGAUUGUAUGUUUUCACACAAGAUACCACACAAGGAAGACACAGCUAAUGCUUCAAAUGUUAUGAAACCUGAAUUGAAGUCCACAUCCUUGUUGGACAAUUCAAGAUCUAAGGAGAAACUGAUUAGUAAUGGUGCCUCCCAGAAGAACUACAAUGCAUUGUGCCACUCCAAAGAGAUUCAUUCUCGUGUUUAUAAUAAGCAGAAUACGAAAGAUGCUGUUUCUAAACAAUCUGAAGCGGCACCUAAAGGAACUAGUUUCCUCUCUGUUCAGAAUUCACUAUUGGUUGAUUCCAGCAAACUUAGGCAAGGAAGCUUAUUUGGAAAUAAUAGUGCUGGUGCAAAGGCUGGAAAUCAUAUCCACCAGAAUGCAUCAAUUCAAAAUUCAAGUGAGAUAUUACACAAAACUCCACCGGCAGUACCACCAAAAGGAAUAAACUUUCUAUCAUUUGGUAAAGUUCCGUCUGGUAAUUCUAACAGCAAGAAAUUAGCCAGCUUGCCGUUGUGUGGUGAUGGUGUCAAACGAUCAGUGUCUGACAAUUCGAAUUUGCACGAUCAUGAUUGCUCAACAUCAAACUCUUGUCUGAUGCCAAAUGGAAGCCAACAUUCGGUGGCACCCAAGGGAAUUAACUUUCUUUCCAUUGGAAAAGCUUCAGUGAACGAUUCUGGUUGUAAAGAAAAGUCUAGUUUGCCAUAUGGUCGGGAUAAUGGUACUGAUAGCUGUGUUAAAGAUGAGCAAACUGCUUUGGAUAAACCUCAGAGUUCAAGUACAAUCUCAUUAGCUGAAAGAUCACCAUCUUGUCCUGUUUCUUCAGUUCAGUUUUCAGGCAAUUUAGCAUCUAGGAUUUAUAAAGACACACCACUUUCAGCUCAGAAGGCACUCUUGUCAACACUUGCAUUUGCAGCCAAGUGUGAAUCUGGAGUCAAACCGAAUCAGUCUGUUGAUGCUCCUGCUGUCAAUGCUGAGACUCUUAAUGAAACAAGGUCUAAUAAUGGAAAUAGUGGAAGUUCACAGAAUGAUACGGGAAAAGCCACCAAAAUUUUGGAGUUUUUGUCUAGGUUUGGUUGUAAAACACAGCAGUAGAUUUUUUUAUCGUUUAAUAUUUUAAAUUAGGAUAUGCCGGAUUUGGCCUGAAAUGAUUUUGAUGGGCUUUCCUCGAAGAUGAGUAACUGUAAUUCUUUUGUUUUUACUUUAUCUUGUAAAGCAGUUUUCUAUAUAUAUAUAUAUUAUAUAUGGGAGAAUUCUAUGGUUCA
Messenger RNA from Ziziphus jujuba (common jujube), 3119 nucleotides. Its product is annotated as zinc finger CCCH domain-containing protein 65. Gene Ontology annotation, biological process: negative regulation of DNA-templated transcription. The transcript is spliced from 6 exons. NCBI's taxonomy places the organism in Eukaryota, Viridiplantae, Streptophyta, Magnoliopsida, Rosales, Rhamnaceae. Gene Ontology annotation, molecular function: metal ion binding; RNA binding. The record is from RefSeq and is a predicted model, not a curated record. Bases 115 to 2949 code for a protein of 944 amino acids. Gene Ontology annotation, cellular component: nucleus.